Molecule: messenger RNA, 4813 nt
Organism: Oncorhynchus kisutch (coho salmon)
Lineage: Eukaryota; Metazoa; Chordata; Actinopteri; Salmoniformes; Salmonidae
Product: centriole, cilia and spindle-associated protein-like
Exons: 3
Coding region: 1073-1978 (301 amino acids)
Biological process (GO): regulation of mitotic spindle assembly
Cellular component (GO): spindle; ciliary basal body; centriole
Molecular function (GO): microtubule binding
Source: RefSeq, a predicted model, not a curated record
AAAAUGUACACACUUGUUGAAGCAAUUACACGCUGUAGAAUCACAUACAUCCUAGGAAGAGACGCGCGCCAGUACCAUGCAGUUCUGGGCAUGCGCAUUGCACUUCCUAUAGCUUUUAAUGGAGAAAUAUCUUUAACGCCAGGGUUGAGAGGGCUAUAUUCUGACGACGAUUCAAUGCCAAGAUAUGCGCAACAACAGACUGUUAUAAUGGAGGAAUACUUGAAGUGAAAAUUAUGUUCUGUAAUUCUCCAUAAUGAAGUCCGGGUGAGGGGUGAGCUUAUAUGCACCGGUAAUAACCUGUUCUGGUCGUGUUUACAACCACUAUAGUGCGCAAGUAGAAGAAAACGUCGACGCCACCAGAUGUGCAUGUUUUCGUCACCCUAUUGCCUUUAAGUAUUUACAUGUAAUAAAUUACUUUUGGUAUGUGGACUAACAUUAACAUUUCUGUAGCGAUAGACCCGUGCACAGUGUUGUGAUAAAGACAGCGGUAUUGGCGUCAGCAAUGUCUGCCUCAAUCAAACAGCAGGCUCUGCUGCUCCACAUUUGGGCAACAGAAACAGCCGAUAAAGUGAUUUUUGUCGUGGAAACAAUUUAGGCCAUGGCUGGUUUGUGAAUGGAAAUGCUCUUAAUAAACUAUAUAACUAGGCUACAUAGGGCCUACAUUAUCCCCAUCUAUUAUCUUAUAGUAUGCUAGGCACAAAUAACAUUCUAAUAACGAUGCUAUUACUACAUAUAGAUUAGGUGUAUAUUUCUAGCGUCAGAUGGGCGUUAUAUGGGACAGCGUAUAGAUAGCCAUCAGACGGCAUGGGCUACUGUGUUAGAGGGAGGGAAAUGCCGACAGGUAAUUCUAGAAGGCCCAGGUGCAUUGGAUUGCUCUGGGUUGCUACAGGCUUUAGAUCUGUGGCGGGACUGUCACCAGCAGUCUGCAAUGACACAUUCCACACCAAAUAUAGAAACGUAGGCCUAGUUACAGUUGCAUUGUAGGGCUGUGUAUGUAAUAACACUUCUCUUUUCUCCUCUCCUCCAUAGUUUGUGAGAUAAUCAAAAUUGGACCUAAGCAAUAACAGGAAUCAUGGUGACUAAGAAAAUCCGUACGGAGUACAUGAAGAAAUUCAAAGAGCCGAAAUGGGAGACGUUUUCCAAGUGCUACGAGGACUCAGUGAAGUACAGGUUGACUAGGCGGGUGAUGGAGCACGCUCACAAACCUCUGUGGUUCUGGGAGGGUUGGGAUACCUCGACCGGGUCAGACUCCAGCGCCAGUGGGCGGUCGACCCCCAAGGUGAGGAAUAAAGUCACGCCUGUAGACAUCAAACUUCAGACACCACCAGUGAAGUCAGAAUCAAGGGAGAGCCCGAAACCGAAGCCUCGUUCUGUGAAUGGGGAACCAGAAUUGGAGGCCAAGGAGUUUACCCUCUUGGAUGCACUACCACCCACAGAGUCUGUAAUAGAGAACGGGGGCCUAAACGAACCAGAUGAGGGGACAGUUAACGGGUCAGUAGUACAACAUGGUCCAGUGGCUGAAACGCCAACAGAUGAGGGACCAGCAGGCAAGGCGUCAUCAGACGAGGAGCCGGUGAAGACUGAGCCUAAACGUCGCCACCGCCACCGUGUCCCUCACUCAGAACCAUGUCAAAGGGACUGUUCCUGUGACGACAUCAAGUCUGCGCCUGUCAGGAACCCCUCCAGAGCAAAGAGCCAGCCCCCAGCCAUCACCACAGAGAAGGAGAACAGACAACCUUCGUCCCGGCUCGACUGGGCAGAGAGACACGCGUCAUCUGCUAGGAGGUCUACAAAUGAGAGUCGCACAUCCGACGCAUGCAUCCAGACCAGACGGGAGUCGGAUAAACGCUGUUGGAACGUGGAACGAAGGAGGGCACGGUCCGCUGACCUGGAGAAGAUACGGAGGUCGGAGUUGGCCGUGGUGGAUGACCGUUGGAUGACCGAGUACAUGCGCUGCUUCUCUGCCCGGUUGAGGUAGAGCACAAGGAUCAUGGGUAUUCCACCACCACCCGUCGACAAUUCUAUUUUUAACACCAUGUUUCCUUAUUGAGGAUUGGUUAACAGAACAAAAUUAUUGGAUUGGUUUAGACACCAAUUAGGGCCCUGAGGCCACGUAACCUGACUAGGAAGAACUCAGGUCCCUAAUCAUAAUGUAUGGUUGAUUUGUUAAGUUGAUCGCUGAGUUGGCGAUAUGCCACUUUUCUUCCACAAGGGAUGACACAAUCAUAGUAGAAUAUUGCAAGAUAUGUAGUUAUGCUUCUAGAAAUUGGACUGGUUUGUACAUGUUUAUGCUGCUGACUACAGAGUAUGAUUUAUACUGUAUUAUUAGACAUUCCAAGCAUGAUGAUGGUCUUUACACUUCGCUUUAGUUUGGUGGCAUUUUUUACAUUCUGUGUUGCUUAUGUCAUUUCAGGCUAUAUCACAAAGGCAGCUGCAUAAAAUCCAAAAGAUAGAUCAGGGGUAUUCAACCGGGAGUACUGCAGGGGGUCCGCAAUAAUAUAUAUACUAAAAGCUACAGUAGAAAAUAGGAGAAUGUUUUUAUUUGAAACUAUAUUUCUCUAUUCCUAAUAUUGAGCAAGUUACACUCAUUAGAGCUAGUUACAGUCAUUGGAGCUAAUUACACUCAUUGGAGCUAAUUACACUCAUUAGAGCUAAUUACACUCACUGGAGUAUCUGACAUACUGUAGGCUUUGACAAAGCACCCGCUGGUAAGCUGUCUUGUCUUGCAUAUUCAUUUUUGUGAACACAUUCAUCCCCCAAAAAUGUGGAGUUUACACUUCCCCUUCCAAUUAUAAUGGGGGAGGUCAAAAUAAUGAAAAACGAUCUACCAAAUCUAUUAAUUUAAAAAUGUUGAUUCAUUCUCCUUGCCAUUCACCUGAUGAUAAAACAAGACAUGUGGAGGAAAAAGCAAGCAUAAGAUGGGGGUCGCCGGUUUACGGGCGGGGGUUCCUGGGGAAGAAUUUAAAUGUUUUAUUUAACUAGGCAAGUCAGUUAAGAACAAAUUCUUAUUUACAAUGACGCCUACCCCGCCAAACCCGGACGACGCUGUGCCAAUUGUGUACCGCCCUAUGGGACUCCCAAUCAUGGCCAGAUGUGAUAUAGCCUGGAUUUGAACCAGGGACUGUAGUGACGCAUCUUGCACUGAGAUGCAGUGCCUUAGACCGCUGCACCACUAGGGAGCAAGGUUGAAAACCCCUGAGUUAGAUGAAAGGACCAAACAAUUAUUGUUUUAGAUAUUACAGUAUUUUCUAACGACUAAAAGCCAUAGCCAAGGGGUUGUGGCAUAGAGCUGCAGAGAACGAAACUGCUAGCGGGCUAAUAUCCUGCAUUAGCUUUAUUGUAUUAGGUUGCAAAUUUCAAUCUAAAUAUAGAAUGCAUUCCAGAGGAUUGUUUUUAUUAAUAUUUACAUUAAAGCUCUUAUCAACAGUACCAUGGAAAUUGAAGUUGUAAAGUUGGAGAAAGAUACUGUUAGACAUUGUAUGACAUAGUUAUUGCGCUCACCCCUGUCUGUUUUCUCUCCUUUACAUCUUGGCUAGCCUCGUACGAACCAUCCUGUUCUCGCGAGCUCACAUUCUGUUUCGCUAACAAGGAUACAGAAUGUGAGCUCGCUAGAUCAGGAUGGUUCGUACGAGGCCACAUCUUGGUAGCUUCGCCCUCUAAUUUGGGGUUGUCUUAUAUUUUGCAAUCACAAACACUCACCGCCUCAGUAUUGUAGUGGACAGAAUGAAAUUGCAAUGUAACGUGGUAAAGAAAUGCCCUUAUGUGCUACAUUACCAAAUACGGUUUUUAGAGUAUGUCACUCACCAUCACCAUUGUCUUUGACAGGGUUUCGUAGGUUGACUUAUUUGAUGGUUAUUCAUACUGAAUUGUGAUGUCAGUACCAAGUUCUGUAUCUGUAAUUUAAAUUGAGGGCUAUUUUGACAGAAAUGAAGUGUUGUAUUUGAAAUCUUGGUUGUUGUGGGUUGUGAAUAAUGCUCAGUUUAUAUACUUUUCCAGUUUUUUGGAGUGGGGAAAUGGGUGUGGCUUUAAUUGACUAAUGCGUGUGCAAUCUGAUGAGACUUCCCUUGUGUCUGCCAGAGGGGCGUCUUUAGUGUGUGUGAUUGGUUGUGGUUGUAUGGGCAGAGAGAGCUCACUGUUAAGAAGAUUGGACUGGCAUUAUCUUAUGGUCAUCUUUAUUCAGAGUGGUCAAAGAUCCAUUGCUGGUCAUGUGACACUUUCCUCCUAUGUCAUCAUGGAUUGGCAAAACAACCAAGUCAUUCUUUACUUGAACAUUGCAUUAUUUAUAAGAAGUUAUAGGAUUUAAUGUCAGGUUAUGACCAUGUCAUGAAAACUGAAGUGGCUGCUUAUAUCACAGACAGGUUUGACUAGUGUUUGUGUAUUCAUUGUCCUCUACAACAUUCCUUUAUGAAAAUGUUCAUUCCAAGAACCAUCUCUCAGGAAGGAAUAAGACACUAAUGAUUUGUCUAUAGACUUACUGUAACUACAAUGUGAGGAAAUGUGAUGUACUGUUUCAGGGGUUUGGAACACACUGAUUCAAAACUAAAAUGAUUGUUUUAUAUAGGACAUUAAUUGUUUGCGCUCUCUGAACAAAGAUUUGAGUUAUUUUUAUGUGUGGAUUUGAUUUGCAUAAGAUAUUAUUUGACCAAAAGUGAUAUGUGUAUCAUACCAUAGUACAUAUAACCAUGUUUGUGUUUUAUUUCAACAGAUGUUGACUUUUUUUUUCACUGUAUUUGUAUUUCAAAACAUGCACAAUGAUAUAUAUUUUCAUCCACUUUCAAACAUUACUGUGAAUUAAAAUCAUAUUUGCAUAGUU